Molecule: messenger RNA, 1005 nt
Organism: Ctenocephalides felis (cat flea)
Lineage: Eukaryota; Metazoa; Arthropoda; Insecta; Siphonaptera; Pulicidae
Gene: Theg
Exons: 6
Coding region: 1-1005 (334 amino acids)
Source: RefSeq, a predicted model, not a curated record
AUGGUGAAAGUCAAAAAACGUGAAAAGAAAAGUAAAGCUGAAGAUAAAUGCAAAAAGAAUAAAGGACGUAAAUACAAAGCUUCACAACGAACACUUCUUUUAUCACUACCGAAACUUCCAGUAAAGGCAAAAUAUGAUUAUGAGUACUUCAAAUCUUGGGACGUUAAGUUCAACAAUGGCAAAGGUUCAAGAUUCGAAAGACCAAGUAUCCGGGAUGAACCGUUCGAAUGUCCGCCGCGGACGAAAUCGAACCUACAAUAUCCUCGACCAGACAGGGUGGUUAAAAAAUAUAGGCCGCCAAAGAUGCGAAUUUCUAAUGUCUCUAGAAGUGCCCUCAAAGCGAAACCCAGCGAGAGGGUUGUUUCUUUGUCUGAUCCAAAAAUGGGACGAAUUUUGGAAGUGCGAAAAAGUUUCCAUGAAAUCAUGCCAGAACAGAACCGUAAAAACUUGGAUGAGUUAAUUCAGAAACAUCCUGAAAAAAUUACUUAUUAUAUGAAAUACGUAUAUGAGCCAAAAAAGAAACCAAGAGGAUGGACUAAGAAAGAUUGGAGAAAUCAUCAACCGUACAUAAAGAAAUUGGCAACUCCCAAACGUUGUAAGAAACCUCCGGAUACAAGGAUAAAAGCUCGCAGACCUUUGAGAAAACUAAUGCCUGGCAUCCUGUCCAUGAGUGAGCCUAAAUAUCGGUAUGAAAAACCACCGAUCAUAAGAUAUGGAUAUCCCCCACAAAAAGCAUUGCAUUACGAAAUUACUGAUCGUAUGCAACAAAUUGCAACACCUUUGCCUAAGAAAUAUGAUGAUACUCCAUAUGAUUACACAUACAUAUCGCCAAGUGCGCUUAAAUACAAACCAACUCCGAGAAUAUUAGAAAUGGCUCAAGCAAAGACCACAGCACAAGCACCUGAUGCGGACUUCAAAGAAAAUGCUUUCCAAGUUAGUCCGAAUGCACUAAAAUAUAAACCAUCAAAAAGAAUAUUGGAGAUGGCCCAGCCUAGAGGAAGCUGA